Molecule: messenger RNA, 1297 nt
Organism: Jatropha curcas
Lineage: Eukaryota; Viridiplantae; Streptophyta; Magnoliopsida; Malpighiales; Euphorbiaceae
Source: RefSeq, a predicted model, not a curated record
UUAUUAAGUAACAAGUUUCUUUUCUAAAUUUCUGUCUACCAACAAAGAAAAAAUCACACCGACACAAAUCCAUAGUUCCAGACUCUCUUGCGUCUGUGUUACAGAGCAGAAGGCUAGGAGAGGAACAAACAAUCAAUCAUGGUGAACACAUUGGUAACAAUAUAUUUGCCCAUAUUGCAUGUUUUAGUAAAGCUUGUCGGAAUGAGACCCCACGAAGUGGAGAUUGAGCCAGGAACAGUUAUCCACUUCUGGGUUCCAAGAACCCACAAACCAAACAAGCCAGCUCUGGUUUUUCUUCAUGGUUUUGGACUAAAUGGUCUUGUAACCUGGCAAUUUCAAGUUCUAUCUUUAGCAAGAAAUUACGCAGUUUACGUGCCCGAUUUCCUCUUCUUUGGAAGCUCCAUCACCAAUAAGCCUGACCGAUCACCGGAGUUUCAAGCGGAGUGCAUGGCCAAGGGGUUAAGGAAGAUUGGUGUGGAGAAAUGCAGUUUAGUUGGUUUGAGCUAUGGUGGAAUGAUUGGUUUCAAGAUGGCGGAAAUGUAUCCUGAUUUAGUUAGAUCAAUGGUUGUUUCUUCUUCGGUCAUGGCUUUGACCGAGUCAAUUUCUGGUGAUAGUUUAGAUAGAAUUGGCUUCUCUUCUUGGAUACUCUAUUUGCUUCCUCGAACAGUUAAUGGUUUCAAACAAAUGCUUAACAUUGCUACCUACAAGCUUCCAUGGCUCCCUAAUUUUGCUUAUAAACAUUUUUUCGAGGUCAUGUUUAACCAUAGGAAGGAGAGAACUGAACUUCUAGAGGCAUUAAUCACAAGGGACAAGGAGUUUAGAAUCCCUUCUUACUCACAGAAUAUACAUCUAUUAUGGGGAGAGAAUGACAAAAUUUUCAAUCUAGAAGAUGCUUAUAACUUGAAGGAGCAAUUAAAAGGCAAAGCAACAUUACAUUACAUAGAGAAGGCAGGGCACCUGGUUCCACUAGAGCGACCAUUUGCUUAUAAUAGACAACUCAACAAGAUUCUUGCCUUGCAGUUGCAGGUUUAGUUUAGCGGUCUGAUUCAUGUUUCGAUUCUCCUCCUAAUACUCAGAAAGAGAGAGAGUUUGUGAUACAUUCACUUUCAAUUUGAAGAACAAUCAGCAUUGUAUUAUUGAUUUUGGUUUGCCUAAAUUUUAGUUUCAAGAAAGUGGGAUCGAUUUUCAUUUUAAAGAUUAUAAUCCCUGAUGGGUCUGUACCUUAGCAAUAGCUUUCUUGCUCUCUCUUCUUGUAUCUUUAGCAUAAGAAAGAAGUAAGCUCUUAACUGUUUUUCAA